GGAGUUGUAGUUCAGGUGCCCCACACCUGCAAUCGGAAACGUAAACCUCCCACAUGGAACGGCGGCGGUAAGCGCCUGAGGAGCAAGCAGGCGCGGCUGGGGUUGCUUCCCGCCGGCCGCCUCUGCCCUCUGCAUACAGUAUCUGGCUCGCCAACCUGCCGAGGCGGCUUCCAUUGGCUCCUUCAGGGAGGGCCGGAAACAGCGAGGUCAGGCCUGGGCCGCGGCGGUGAGGGCUGGCUCCUCCCCGGAGGAAGGUGAACGGGCCGAGAGGCCGCCCCCGGCGGAGAAGCUCCGGACAUGAGCGGGCUGCAGGCUGCCGCCAGACGAGACAGCCCCGGCGAGGGCAGCAACGAGGUUUUCCUUUUUGACUCGCAUAAUGUAUUGCCAACUGUUGCCUUCCUGCAAGAAUUACCCAGUUACCAGUCUAUGCUGAGGAGGAGAACUUCAGCUGGAGGGUUGCGGGACUACCACAGUUUAGCACGGUCAGCUUCUGGAGAGACCAGAAGUCUCUUGCAAGGGGCUGGAGCAGGGAGUCCAGUCUCCAGGCAACCACUGAAAGAAUAUGCAUUAACUAUUGCAGAGAAGAGACGAUUACGGGACAUUCAGGAGGCCAACAUCAGAUACCUGUCAGGGUGGCAUCAGUGGAGGCAGACAAGCAGCAAAUCAUGGAGGAAAUUUGUAGAGGAUACCAAAGAACUCUCAUCCUACCUGGAACUUUGGAGACAGGACAUCCGCAGCAUCGAGGGGAAAUUUGGCACUGGGAUCCAGUCUUACUUCUCCUUCCUGCGGUUCCUUGUGAUGCUGAAUAUUGUGAUCUUUCUCCUUGUGUUCAGCUUCAUCACCCUUCCCAGUGCCCUUUCCAAACAUGGAGCUGUCAACAGUAGCUAUGUUAAACUUCCUCUGAAGAACAUAGAGCAACAUUGCACAGUUUAUGUAGUUAGUGGUACCAAAGGACUCAUUUACUUCUACAAUUACCUUAUAGAUCUGCUGACUGGCACGGGUUUUCUUGAAAUGACUGGUCUCUUUUAUGGCUAUUACACAGUAGAUACCAUCUAUUUUAGCCUCCUGAAAUAUGAAGUGCCGCUUGCAUAUUUGCUGACCACACUGGCUUAUCUUUCAUUAAGCUUUCUCUGGAUCGUGAAAAGAUCUGUCGAAGGAUUCAAGCAAAGCUUUGUACGCAGUGAGGAUCAGUUUCAGAGCUACUGCAACAAAAUAUUUGCUGGCUGGGAUUUCUGUGUCACGGAUGUAAAUGCUGCACGGCUGAAGCAUAGCAGCUUACACUAUGAACUUAGAACUGACUUGGAGGAAGAGAGGCUAAGGCAGAAGGUAGCAGAGAGAACCACCAAAGAGAAAAUGCGCAUCUAUUGCUUGAGGAUACUCCUCAAUUCCACAGUCCUUGCUGUUUUGUCAGCUUGCUUUUAUUCUAUCUAUAGAGCAACAGUCUACUCGCAAGAAAACAUUUCCCACGACAACAAAACGAGAUUUGAGGAUAACCUCUUAGUGCAGUACUUACCUUCUGUGGUGAUUACGAUGGCCAACUUUAUUGCCCCGUUAAUUUUUUCAGUUCUCAUCAAAUUUGAAGACUAUUCACCAGCCUUUGAAAUUCGGUUAACGCUGAUGAGGUGUGUCUUUGUGAGGUUGGCCAACAUUGGGGUCCUCUUGUUCUCACUGUGGACACGAAUAAGGUCCUGCGCUAAUGAAAAAUGCAAGGCCUGUGGAUACAACUAUCAGCUCUAUCCUUGCUGGGAAUCUCGAGUUGGCCAGGAAAUGUAUAAACUGAUGAUCUUUGACUUCAUCAUAAUUUUUGCUAUUACAGUCUUUGUUGACUUCCCAAGAAAGUUGAUGGUUACCUAUUGUUCGUAUAAAGCCUUCCGGUGGUGUGGACUGCAGGAGUUUGCCAUCCCUGACAACGUGCUGGAAAUUGUUUACGGGCAAACUAUCUGCUGGAUUGGAACCUUCUAUUGCCCGCUCCUCCCCGCCAUUGCAACAAUAAAAUAUUUUGUCGUCUUUUACAUUAAAAAGAUAAGUCUGAUGCAUACAUGUAAGCCUUCAACACGGCCCUUUAGAGCGUCCAGCUCCAACUUUUUCUUCCUGGUGGUGCUUUUGAUCGGCCUCAUCUUAGCUUUCAUUCCAUUGGGAAUCAGCAUGACGCACAUCCCCCCCUCUAAAGCGUGUGGGCCUUUUAUGAAUUUUAACCGUUCAUGGGACGUCAUUGAACAUACAGCUCAUCAUUUCCCCGUCGUAUUGCGGAACAUCCUGAAUAGCAUUGUAUCGGAAGCAUUUGCAGUACCUUUCUUUAUGGCUGUCUGCCUUAUUAUGUUUUAUUUCAUUGCAUUGGCUGGAGCACAUAAACGGGUUGUUAAUCAACUCAGAGAACAAUUAAUCAUGGAGAGUCGUGACAAACUCUUCCUGAUCAGGAAACUGACUGAAGCUCAUAGACUUAGCUGAGGAGACGGUUGCGUUCAGAGCUGAGUUGCCUUUUAAUGGCUGCUGCAUUUGGAGUCAUUUCUGUUUGCACCUACUGCUUAAAGGACACUAAAACAGAAGAAAUCUGCAGAACCUUAACCUUGAGCAAGUAACUUGGGACCUGAUCGUUGUAGACUGGAUUCGACUAGUUCAGCUCACAGAUAUGGGUGUUAUUGCUUAGGCAUUGUUCAUGUAUGGUGUCCCCAUUGUAUACAGCCUUGGUAUACUCUGUUUUAUUUCUGUUGGCAUUAUUUCUGUUGGCUGGCAUGCCUAAACAAGUUGUUGAUCAACUUGGGGAACCAUUUCUUAAGUUGCUCUGUUAUGCUUUUCAUUGAGCAUGUGUCCAAUUUUUACAGGAUUUCUGUAUUUUUUCUGUUUUUGCAGAAUUAAAUGACUUAAUUCUGCACAAAAUCUCUACUAUAGUAGGGAUCUUUGUGAUGUACCUUAAUUUUCAUUGUUUACAGUUUAAGCCUUCAUGUCUUCCAAGAGUGUUGUAAAACAAAAUAAUUCUUCACUAAGAACUUUGUUGUGAACUGUCUUAUGCGAUUUGUUACACAUAACCUUUCUUGGGUCUGGAAGCUCUUUGUAAAAGGUUUUCAGUGUUAACUAUAUCAUUCCUUUUGUAAAAACUUCUAUUUGCCAAUUUUACUUAAUAACACAUAAUAAUAACUCUAUUUCUAAUGACAGUACCCAAUCUGGUCCUGUGUUGAAUCAGCCACAUGAUAUGCAGAGGAAUAUAGUCCUAGUUCUGUGCUGCUUUGGUGGAGAGGCUUGGUUGAUCUUCUGUACAUCCUUGUGGAAAGGAUUGAGUGCCUGCCUUCAAUCAGUGGCUCACAGUAUAAACCAGACAAUAUCACUCCGCCAGUUAGUUAGAUUAUGCAUAGUAGAUAGCUUUGAUGGAAGACAAUAGGUGCCUCCGUGACUCAAAUAUGCUCAUGUGGUUCUAGGCCUUUCAUAGAAACAACUUAAGUCCAGGGAUGGGGAAGUUGUGGCCCUCUAGCUAUUGUUGGACUACUGGGGCUGAUAGGAGUUAGAAUCUAACACGUGGAAGGCCACAGGUUCCCCACUCCUCUCUUCACUGGGUGCAAAUAUAAGCUGUAGAAGACAUGUAAAUACUGACAGCAUUAUGCUUUAAACUGGAUAUGUGUAGAUGUUUAAGACACUAGGGUGAAACAAAGGAUUUGCUGAGUUGGGGAUGGGAGAGGGAAGUGUUGAGGUAGGUUUCCUACCCAGUGUGAGUACCUCUAUUUUAGAAGCUUUGUAACUGUGUACUCAGAAUCCUCAGGAAACUUGGCUUUUCAAGUUAUAGAAGCAUAGUGCAGUAAGGUUGCCCAUCAAGUAACAGCCAGAUCCUUAGAUGGUGUUAAUUUACUGUGCUCCAAUUAAAACCAGAACUUUGGUAACUGGGGGCCUUAUUAGGGAACAAUAUUUUCUUCUUCCACUUCUACUCUGUGUAAGCAUUAAUAUUGUAGCACCUGACACAUUUAACUCAAGUGGUUCUUAACACACACACACACAAUUAUUUCUAUAUAAAUGGUAAUAUAUGUAUUAAUGCUAAUAAAUACACUGGAUGCUUUA
Molecule: messenger RNA, 4044 nt
Organism: Rhineura floridana
Lineage: Eukaryota; Metazoa; Chordata; Lepidosauria; Squamata; Rhineuridae
Gene: TMC7
Product: transmembrane channel like 7
Exons: 16
Coding region: 298-2448 (716 amino acids)
Cellular component (GO): plasma membrane
Molecular function (GO): mechanosensitive monoatomic ion channel activity
Source: RefSeq, a predicted model, not a curated record